Halichondria panicea is the source of this 16050-nucleotide messenger RNA. Its product is annotated as sacsin-like. Gene Ontology annotation, molecular function: Hsp70 protein binding. The transcript has 8 exons. Bases 47 to 13675 code for a protein of 4542 amino acids. NCBI's taxonomy places the organism in Eukaryota, Metazoa, Porifera, Demospongiae, Suberitida, Halichondriidae. The record is from RefSeq and is a predicted model, not a curated record.
UGUAAACAUUAGAUAUAUCUAUCUAGCUAGCAGCUAAAGCUAGCUAAUGGCUGAACGUGGCAGUGACAAGAGAAAGCUAUCUCCACAGUUGUCAACUCCUACCAGUACUGAAACUAGAUAUAGACUCAAGCAGCAUGAGAAGCUACCCCAGAGUCAAAUCAUUGCUCAACAAUCCAGAGACUCACCUAGGCUCUCUAUGUCGACUAGAUCUACUGGCAUAAAGUCAUCACCAUUACUGAAAUGGAAAUCUAAGGAAGAUGUAGCUCUUGUAAAGUUUAUUCUGUCAACACAUGUCCAUAGUUGGCCUACAAGGUCUGUUGAUAGUUUCUGGGAGUCAGCUGCUCUCUUUGUACACCAGAACAGCCAAGAACCAUUGCGAAGCAGUUUUGCGUGUAGCUCUCGAGUGAGGAAGGUUCUCAGCAAAGACUACACAACACCAAAAGAAGCACAAACAUCCCUCAUGGCGCUCACUUCUAAACUCCCUGCGAGAGUAUCUUCAGAACCACAAGCUCUGAGUAUCUCGUAUGGCCUGCAGGAUAAAGCUGCCAAUACAUCGCGUUCAGCACACAUCAAGAUGGCUAAGUCAGAGGCUAAGUCCGAGCAGUUUGGACUGAGAAGGCCUCCCCUGUCUGUUACCAUAAAAGGCAUCCUAGAGAGGUACCCUGACGGACAAAUUUUCAAGGAAAUGAUCCAGAAUGCCGAUGAUGCUGGAGCUACAACAGUGUGGUUCUAUGUUGACGAGAGACAGCAUAGCACUUCCAACCUCCCUCAUCCUGACUUGGCCAUGUUCCAAGGCCCUGCUCUUGUAGCUGCCAAUAAUGCCUGCUUUACAGAAGAAGACUGGGAAGGAAUACAGAGCUUACAGCAGAGUAUCAAAGCGGAGGACCCCUUCAAAGUUGGAAGGUUUGGGAUUGGAUUCAACUCUGUCUAUCAUCUCACAGACCUCCCAAUGAUUGUAAGUGGAAAUCGCUUAGCUUGUUUUGAACCUCAAGAAAAGGUUUGGAAAGGUGAAGUUGGGCAGGCAUUCAGUUUGGCUAGCCUUAUUGACCAGUCAUCUGAUUUUAUUACUUCACUCCAUGGCUUGGCCGGUUUCGAUAAAAAUUCAGCCCAAUAUCAACAAACUAUUUUUCGACUGCCAUUACGCACAAAAGCAUCCAGUCUCUCGGACAAAAUAUACAACACUCAAAAGCUACAACUACUCCUCGAUGCUCUUAGAGAGGAGGCCAAGUAUUUGCUUCUGUUUUUGAAGUCAGUAUGCAAGAUCCAAGUAGUGCACAUCUCACAGAGUGGUCAGCACAGCAUAUCAUUCUGUGUGGAAAUAAGUCCAGCUAGUUUAGCAUCAGUUACUUCCAAGCGUAAAUUGUUCAUGCAACAACUUCGGCAAGCUCAUUCUGAACAGCCAUACUCGAUUUCCUGUGUAAUUUCGUUCACAGCUACCUUCUCUGUAAUUGUGACUGACAACAGUCAUAGGAAGAACCAAGCUGGCCAGAGCAAUUGGGUGAUAGCUAACAGUGUCGGAUCAGAGGACUCUACAGUACAAGCAGCUGCAGCCAAACAGUGUACAUUUCCUUGGGUCGGCACAGUUUUGGAGCUAGGUACUAGUUCUGUUGGGGGUCGAAUAUUUUGUUUCCUUCCUAUGCCAAUGGAGGCUACGUCUGGACUACCGGUUCAUAUCAACGGAACAUUUGGGCUGAACGACGAAAGACGUACUUUAAAGUGGCCGGGAAUUGAGAGAAGAAACGAUCCUACAGCAAACUGGAACAAGAUUCUUGUUAGUCAGCUCCUCCCACCUUGUUAUGCUAUGCUUCUAGUAGAGGCUAAAAAGUACAUUUCUCAUGAUCAGUUCUACAAUGCCUGGCCUGAUGUGAAUAUUGUAAACAACCAGUUUUCUGAGAUUCUCCAUCCUUUGUUCAGUGAAUUGUUUCAGCAAGCAGUUGUUUGGACUGAGACAAUUGAAGUUGUUGGGAACUGGAUUCUCAUCUCUCAAGCAACCUUUAUCAGUGAAGACAGCAGUCUUCCCUCCAUUGUGAAACAAUUUCUCACCAAUUCUUUUGUGUAUCUAGUUGAAGUCCCUUCAAACAUAUGGAGAGCCAUGUAUCACGCUACAGUUGGUGUCACAGAGGUAUCUCCCAUGUUAGUUCGCUCCAAACUUCGGACUCACUCUGAAAGUUAUUCUAACAUUGACCCAAUUGGCAAGAGGGUAAUGUUGACGUACUGCCUCUCCGACAGUUGCUACAACGAUCUCCAAGGUUUGAAUCUUCUACCCCUAGCAAAUGGUAGCUUCACUAACUUUGAUACGACUUUCAAACAGCAGACAGUUUUCCUUUGCUCAGAUGAUUGUCCACGAUCCCUGCUCCCUAACUUAGACCACUUACUUGUCGACGUAUCAGAUGAUACAAAGCUUCAACAAAGUCUAUAUUCUGUGGCUGCUAGUCAACAGACAAAGCUCCGGCUCCUCACUGAGAGAUAUGUUGCUCAUCUCCUUCCCCAGGCUCUACCCUCAAGUAGAAACAGUCUGGUGUCCAUGCCCCACUUUCAGAUUCCCUCCACUUGGCUUCAAACAUUCUGGAAUUGGCUGCAAGAGAAAAAUCUACACCAUUUUGCUGAGCAGCUUCUAGUUCCUUGCUACAUAUCUACCUCCAGCUCAACAAGAAGCUUUUGCCUUGCUCCCCUUACUCCCCUUAGCAGCGUGCAGGAUGUGAUUUAUGUCCGCAGGUAUUCGUCUUGCUCUAGCGAUUUGCUCUCUGCUAUCUACAAAAUGAACAUCAGAGUUUGCCUACAAAGUGAAUUUAGCUAUAUACAGCACAGCCAACUUACAUCGUACAUGAAGCAGGUAGACGUAAACAACUUGUUAGAUGCCAUAGGAUCAACGUCAAAUUACAAUCGAGUUGCCUUCACAGCACCGGAAGCUGAUAGCAUGAGAAUGUUUCUUGUAUCUAGCACAUAUAUUCCUUCUACAAUGAGAACUAAUGUAUAUACUCCUUCUACAAUGAGAACUAAUGUCUUAAAGAAUAUUUGCAUAUUCUCAUCUGCUUCAAACUCAUCAGAAAAACUUUUUUCUGUGAACACAACAAAAUCGAAAUCAGUAGCAAGACAGGUUAUAGGAGAACCUAACAAAUGUGCUUUCAAUGUUGCAAACCUGCCUUCAAACCUAAUUAUUCUGUCCCGAGAAAACUACUAUCAGCUGCAGCUAUUGAAAUCCCUACGUGUCCCGUUUCUGUCUGAUUUCAAACUUCUUGUCAAUCAUGUGUUUCCGCUCAUUAAAAACAGGACUUUUCCUGACCAUCUCAUUGAUAAGCUAAUGCCGGAAGUGUUGGACAUGUUCCAAGUCCUAAACUCCAGAGAGUACAAUAUGGCCAGUUACCUGCAGAGCUUGCAAUUCGUAAAAACAACUAAUGGACGAAAGAGUCCUUCUGAACUAUUCACUCCUUUUGAUGCUGAUAUUUCGGCUCUGUAUAGCGGAGAAGAUGUAUUCCCUCAGGCUCCUUACAACACGAAAGGAAGAGUUCAAACUUUAAGAACAUGUGGUCUCUGUGUUGCUGUUACCCCACAACAAGUCCUUGACAUUAUUUACUCCGUCAGUUGUUCUUUCAGCUCAAAUCCACAACGUGUUGACAGCUUAAAGCUGAGCCGGGCCAAGGCAGUGCUUAAAUACAUAAGCACACCUACUUUUUAUAACCAAACAGGUGGAAGGUAUGUAGUAGCUAAUAAUCAUUAUCAAAGCUAUACCUUCUCAACUGCUCUCAACUAUCUAGCUACUAGCUGGAGCUGGCUCCCAAUUCUCAGUGAUAAGCCAUCCGGUUAUCCUGGAGAGAUUUCAUGGAAAGGACACGGCCUCAACUCACAUUUUAUCUCUCUGAGCAAUUCAAUGGUUUUAUCACCUUCAACGGAAAACACUAUUCCCUGCCUAGUGGGCUCACAGGUAUACAUUGUGUUCCCUGCAGUUGCCGAUCUAAUUGCCAAUAUGUUACCAGCUGACUCUAACAGUCUCUCACAGAAUGUGGUCGCUCACUAUAAAGAGAUACUCUCGCACAAGGAUCAACUCUCUGCUGAUGUUAUAAACUCACUUGUUCUUCAAGUGUAUGAUUACAUGAAUAGUCGAGGUGUCUCCUAUCUUGCUUCGUUGUACUCAAUUACGGAGUGGAUUUAUAUCAAGAAAGAGAGGAAGUUUAUAGCACCAGAUGUAGUAGCUUUAAAACAAAACUCCACCUUUAAGAGUGAUCUUGAACCGUACAUCUAUGUUUUACCCGACAUUCUGUCUCAAUACUCAACACUGUUUGGCUCAGCUUCUAGAGUUGCAAAAACUGUUCGUCAAGCCCAGAUAGUUUCUGUUCUCAAAAUGAUCAAGGACGAUGUACAAACUAAUGCUAUUGAACAAUCGGAUGCUUGGAGUAUGAUCAUGAACAUUCUAAAUUGGCUCACAAGCAAUGGAAAUAAAAAAGUUCCUGACGAAAUCAUGCCAGAAGAUGUUCUGGUACCAGUAGAAACUGAGUCUAAAUUGCCUCAGCUAGUUCAAGUUUCAGAGGUUGUGUACACGGACAAUGAGCUCCUCAAGGAUUACCUGCAAUCGUCAGAAGAAAAGGACUCAUACCAGUGUGUACAUAACCACAUUUCUGCUAGCAUGGCACAUAAUCUUGGUGCAGUUCCAUUGGCAGAGUUUUUGGAUAUUUCUGAGGACGCAUUUGAAGAUGCUGGUCAACACGAACCACUCACCACUCGAUUGAAGAAUAUCCUCCGAGACUACAAAGACGGACUCACUAUUAUCAAGGAACUACUGCAGAACGCUGAUGAUGCAGAGGCUACGGAAGUGAACAUUUGCUAUGACACUAGGCAGCAUGAAACAAAGAAACUCUUUUUCUCAGGAAUGGCAGAAGCUCAUGGUCCUGCAUUAAUUGUUCAUAACAACAAGAGUUUUUCUGAAGAUGAUUUUACUAACAUCACAAAGCUAGCUGGAGCAACCAAGGCCAACAAAGUGUUAAAGAUAGGCAAGUUUGGAAUCGGUUUUUGCUCAGUGUACCACAUGACAGAUGUACCGUCAUUUGUUAGUCGAGACAAACUAUAUAUCUUUGAUCCAACACUAUCCUACCUAAGAAAAGAGAUAAAGAAUUGUUCUCGGCCAGGCAAGAAAGUUCUCUUCACGAGUAAGUUCAUUGCGAAUUCGUGUCAGCUCUCACCUUAUGAUGGCUUGUUUGGAUUUGAUCGUUCUGAUUACGAAGGGACAAUAUUUAGGCUUCCAUUCAGGACACACCCUAGUGAGCUUAGUUCUACCUGCUAUUCAAAUUUAAUAGUCCAGGACCUAAUAUCUGCCAUUAAGAACAGUAGCUCGACUCUAUUGCUUUUUCUACAGCACGUGAGAACUAUUACAUUCCAAACGAUCAGCCAUGGACAAAGCACGCCAGAGAUUUUGUUGAAGAUCACUCGAGAGCGUAUUGAAGCACCAAUUCAACUCCAUGCUGGUACUGAGAUCAGAGAACUAACUUGUUUCGAUUCUCUCUCUAAUGAAUCAAACAGCUGUCAUUGGCUGGUAUCACAAGAAAGUGAGACUGAUGAUUACUCCCAACAAUACUUCACUGCAUCAGUCUCCUGCCCACUGGGCACUCCUGGUAGCUACAGUGUAGAUGCAAAAUUCCGAGGAGAGAUAUUUUGUUUCCUACCCCUCUCUCAGAAGAUUGGCCUACCAGUGCAUUUAAGUAGCAACUUUGCUGUGAUCAAUAAUCGCAGGGGGAUCUGGACCUCAGACGAAGCCACCUCACUUACAGACAGAGAAGUCACUUGGAAUGUUUCACUAAUGCAAGGGGUAAUUCCAAGAGCUUACUUUGCACAUUUGCUAGCUCUGAAGGACUUAAUGAAUAAUGGAGAUAUAGCCAAAUAUGUAUUUCAUUGUUUAUGGCCAGAUAAAGACAUGCUAACUCAGCGCAAUCCUUGGGAGCAUAUGAUGGACACACUCUACUCAUUGAUGUCUGAGGAACAAGUCUUCUAUUCUGCAUGCGAUAAUCAAUGGCUGUAUUUGACUGACAGUAAAUUCCUUGAACCCAAAAUUCUCUGUCUUUCAACAGACUCAUCUACUCCUAUGUGUGUAUUGAAAAUUUUUGAGCAUCUAAAAGUUCCUGUAGUGGAUCUACCGCAAAACUAUCACAUAUUUUUCGAUCUUGAUGAUUACACUGUGGGUGAGAAAGAAUUUAUCGACCUUUUCUUUCAAAGCAUUGACAGUCUAGCAUCCAUCUUUACUGAGAGGAAUAAAGCCAUCCAGUACAUGUUAGAGCAGUACAUGGCAAACAUUGAUAGACCAGGUGGUAGUAACUUAGGAUAUUUCUUUAAGACUUUCCCAUCGAUUCCGUGCUGCCCACAUGGAGAGAUUUUGCGUAAGUGCAAUGAGAUUAUCGAUCCAAAAUCCAAGUUUUCUGAUCUAUUUGACGAAUCUGACGCUCUUUUUCCUGUGGAUAUGCUCGUUCAGAGAGAACUAUCUUCUGCAGGUCUAAAGAAUCUCGGAAUGCUUAACAAUAUUCUCCCAUGGAACAUGCUUUUGGAACGUGCAACUUCUGUGCCAACACUGUACCAGAGCAGUCCAAUGAGAGCAAUGAAAAGAGCCCAUUUAGUCAUUUCUGCAAGUACAGCUUCUACAGAAGGUAACAUUAGUCUAUCUAAGAUCCCCUUUCUUCCUGUGCUAACUAAGCCACCUGACUACUUUCUUCCAUGGAAAGAGACUGGACAGCAUGAACUUAUGUGCGGUGAAGAUCUUAUGAUUCCGUUUAUUACACCCUCAGAUAACAUCAAUGUGGAGGUGUCAGGGUCACAAGCGAUAUUUGUAAACAAUUCCUCCGUAGAGGAUGGUGGAUGUGGACCAAUAGAUGAAGAUGCUAUUCAGCUGCUAGGAAUAAGAAGUGCUCCAACCUUUGAGGAGGUUGUCUUGCAGCUCAAGAAAUUGAUUGAACUGUUUUCAUUACAAGAAUGUACAACGAAACUAAUUCAACUGACAGAUAAAAUGUGCCGUAGAAUAUAUGAGUUCUUUAAUAGUAUCCUGGCUAACGCUGAUAACACUGAUGUUCAGAGCUUACGAGAGCUGGCAUGCAUUUGGACGGGAAAACAAUUCAUCACGAUUAGUGUUGUUGCUACAAAAUGGAGUUUGAAUGGACCCUAUCUAUACCCUCUACCGGCUAGCCUCUCAUUUCAUACAUAUCUCACCAAGCAUUUGAAUAUAAAAGAGGAAUUCACUAUGUCAGAUAUUCAGAUCGCUCUUGCUAAAAUGAAGGAGCAAUUUGGCAGUGAGCCAAUCAGUGAGGAAUGUCAGAAUGUGUUCAAUCAACUGCUUCCCCUGUUUGUAAGCAGUGAUGUUCCUAAGGAUACAUCAAUCAUGCUUCCUGACGAGAACUACGUCCUGCAUCCUGCUAGCGAAUUGUCCUUCAAUGAUGCACAGUGGGCCCCAAAGGAGACUAAGUACACUUAUGUGCACGGGAAUUUAGCAAGAGAUGUAGCUACAAAAUUCGGGGUGGUACCUAUUAGAACACAAUUUCUUGAAAGAUUUUCUACAACUGCCAAAACACAUUUCAAUGGCACUCCUUUUGGUCAGCACGAGGAACUUACACGCAGGAUCCAAAACAUUUUAAAAGGUUAUCCUCUUGAUAUCACAGUCCUGAAAGAGCUGCUACAGAAUGCGGAUGACUCAGGGGCAACUAAAAUGUAUGUUAUUUUGGAUAAAAGGACUCAUGGUACAAAAGGUAUCUUUUCAGAAAACUGGGGCAAUCUUCAGGGACCAGCUCUUUUGGUUUGGAAUGAUAGUGAAUUUUCAGAGAAGGACCUAGAAGGUAUCCAGCAACUUGGCCUAGGUAGCAAGAGAUCUGAUGAUGAGACGAUUGGUCAGUAUGGCAUCGGUUUCAAUGUAGUUUACCAUCUCACUGAUUGUCCAAGUUUUAUCACUGGAGGAGAAACCAUGUGUGUACUGGAUCCACACUGCCACUAUGUUCCAGGAGCAACUGCAAGUGAUCCUGGAAGAAGGUUUGACAAUUUGGUUAAGGAUGGGUUCUGGGACACAUUCAAGGAUAUGAAGAGUGCUUACCUCCAGAGUAGGUUGGAAAAUUGCCCGCCAGAGCUGCAAGAAGGUGGAUCUUUGUUUCGUUUUCCUCUCAGACACACUCCUAAGCUGGUAGCAAUGUCAAAGAUCCUAAAAAAGGAUACAUUCGCUAACCCAAAACCUCUAAAAGCAGACGAUAUGCAUUCUUAUCUCAAAGACUGGGCUCCUGGCAUGAAAGAAGCUAUGCUCUUCCUCAACCACAUUACAGAACUUCGCUUUUUUGUCAUAGAAAAAAAAUCUCACACAAUAAUCACAUUGAGCAACUAUCGCACAACGGUAAAUCAAUGUGCCCAAGUCUCUCGUGUUCAGCUCCAUAAUGCACUCUCAGCCUUUAAACAAGAUAGUUGCACCCAACCCACAGUGGUACGCUAUCCUAUUACCAUCUCCACAGUCACACACAAGAGGGGAGGGGCUGAGCAACACGUCAAAGAGAAUUGGCUGAUACAACAAGGCGUUGGAGAUAUUGAAAAUGAACAUCAAACAUGGAAAUACAUUAGUAACAUAAAGCCACGACAUGGUAUUGCAGCUCCUAUUUGUGAGGCAAUAAACCCGGGGAAAAUGUCAAUCUCUGGAAAAGUAUUCUGUUUUCUCCCUUUGCCAGUGGAUUCAAAUCUACCCGUGCAUAUCAAUGGGCACUUUGUCCUCGAUUCCAAUCGCAGAGACUUGUGGCACUCAACAGAUUCCUGUCAUGAAGAUGACAGAGCAGCAUGGAACAGAAAAAUCUUUGAAGCCAUAGCCUCAUCUUAUGCUAACCUUCUUGAGAAUGCUCAGCAGUACUACGUAACAAAAGCUGUCUUUAAAUCAAUUCAUGAUGCUCUUGAUUCUCUCAACAAUUACUACAGUAUAUUCCCUCACCCUUCCUCUGAUAAGUUGGGAAAACGUUACCUAUUGUUAGCGGAGAGUGUGUAUACCAAGUUUGUUAUUCAUAACUCCUCUGUACUGUCUGUUGUGUACAAUUCUGAGACCGCUGAAACCAAGGCAGUGAAAAUUAAUUGGUGUCCUAUCAAAAGUGAGUUAUCUUCCACCCAAGUUUACUUUUGGUCACCUACUUCAUAUGUGGAGGGGGUACCAGAUUAUGAGAGGAAGUUCAUUAGGCCUUUACUUGAAGCCAUUGACAUGCAGCUUACUGCAGCACCAUCAAGGCUGCAACGUCAUCUAAACAAGGCUAUCGAUGAUAAGGCAGCAAAAUUACAAGGAACCAACCCUAGCUCAGUUUAUGCUUACUACCAGAAGUUUAACGUACAAGCAAUCACAACUGAAACAGGUGCAUUCCCCUGUGCUAUUGACUGUACUAUCUUCAAACGAGCAGAAGUAUUCAGACGGUUCACAGACUAUUUGCUUCAGGCACCAAAAGAAAAAGACACGGAGAUAACUGGAUGGGUAUUUACAGAUAACAAUCCUUAUGGGUAUCCUCUUCUUCUUACAGCUGAUAGUAUUCUUAGAAACUUUGAAAAGCAUGAAAAGGUGCUAAGAUCAGAAUUUUCUGGUUUGUUUGAAACGAUGCGGCACCUGUUCAUACACCCAAAACUACUUAAAGCUAAUUAUAACAUUGAAUAUUUUGCUGAAAACUCAGACUAUGAACAGCUCGUCAGCACAAUUUUAGCUUCUGAGCUUCCACCUGAACUACAAGCAUCUAGAGUACAAGAUUUUGAUCGAUACAUGUCUGAAAAUCGGUUAAAAGAACUGUGGAAAUGUUUUUCUGGCGAUGUUGCGUUCAGAUCAAAACUGGACUUAGUGUUAAAACGAUGGGCAUUAAUCCCAACCAAUGAAGGCCACCUAUAUUCAAUCUCAAGCAAGGUACUUCCUGUGUAUCCACUAUCAGUAGCGUCAGAUGAGAGCGAAAAACCAGCCAUCACUCCAGCUGAAGAGUCUGAACUAUACCAUGUACUUUCUACCCUUCAAAUGCCCUUCAUUGCACUACCAUUGGGUGUUUCUCUUCCAUGUCCUCACUUAAAAAACCGUAAUGCUGUCCUCAAAAACUUGUACUGUCUUAGCCAGGAAGUAUCCUUAUCAAAACUACUCACCAAAGAAAUUGUGAAAGUCAUAUUUGACUUCGCUAAAACAGUUGACUUCAGAAGUGAUACAGAUAGUCUCAAUUACAUCAAGUCCCUUCCUUUAUUUGAGAACGUUAAUGGAGGAUUCAGUACUGUUCAAGGAAAAACAGUGUUUAAGUGGAACACGUCUGCUAAUACCGCCGGGUACAAAAAGUGGAUUAAACACUGUGAUGUCAUAUUUCUUCAUUGUUCUGGUGCAUGGACUGCUAUUGGCUCAGAACAGUUGAAAAUCAACAGCAUUACUGGUGAAGGAAUUUAUUCACAGUAUAUAUUUAAAUUCUUUGAUUCUUUGAAUGAAGCAGAGCGGUAUGAACACCUCAAGCACAUCAGGGAUGUUCUCUUCCGAACAAACAAAGCAAACUCUCAAGAACAUAUGUACAAGAGAAAAGAAACCAGGCAGUGUUAUUUUACAGCAAGAACAUUUAUUAAUUUGUUGGAAGACCUUCCGUGUAUCAGUGAAGGUGAUGAACCAUUGAGACCAGUUAGAGAUUUUUGUGAUCAUACUUUACCAAUCUUCACAGCUUUUCGAAAGACCUACAGAUUUCUUCCAGCAUUAUUUACUGGCAAUCUCAAGGUGUGGAUAAGAUGGAAGCACUUUUUUAAACAGCUACAUCUUAGACAAACCCUCACAAAAAAAGAGUUUGUCUCUCUGUGUCAAUUCACUGCUGAGAGCCAUGGCAAUCCGACAAUUGCAUCUCAAGUGUUACUUGAGCAUUUCUUUUCUGUUGAGGUUGCAGAUGCAGAGAAGGGCUGGACUAACGACCUUCAUUUCAAUAAGCAAGUAUCAAAUAUUGCCUUCAUACCAGCUCAGCAGUUACCACAACUGAGCUGGAUCAAAUCGCCUUUCCGGUUUGCUAAUCCCGGUCGACGUAUUGAGGAAUUAACAAAAAUGAAUGGUGCAGCUAUGCUUACAGGUCAUGAACAGUGCUUAUGGACGAUCAUGCCCAUUGUGUCAUUGCCAAUCCACUACUUGUCAGAGCAAAAAAAGACCCAAUUAGGUAUCACAAUUGAACCUACCAUAGAACAGGUUGUGAACAAUCUCAAGAAUAUAUCUUCAAUGGCAAAGUUCACAGAUUUGAAACUUUUUGAUAACUAUCCUCCUUCAAACAAACCACCACCUGAAGAUGGUACUACAACAUUAAUGGAAGUAAUUAAGUGCCACUUCACAUUCUUGCAAAACAACUUGUCUUCGCUGUCAACACAUUAUUCAAUGCAGUUAAAGAACAUCCCGUGCAUCCCUGUUCCCAGUACUGCUAAUAAGGAUAACACACAAAGUUGGCAGGUUGUACUAGUGAAACCUUGCUAUGUCCUCAGCUGUACCGUUCAAGGUCUCCACCCAUUCCUGCAUUCUGCUCCUAGUGAGCUCAACCCAGCAUUCUUGGGCCUCUUACAGAGCAUUGGAGUUUGUAGUAGUAUGGGUAUCAAACAUUGCCAACUUGUUCUAGAGACAGCCUACAAGCAAUCACAAGGGCAGAAACUCGAUGAAAAUACAAAAGCAUGUGUUGUUCAGGCACUGAAAUGUCUCCAUAAGUUUUUAAAAGAGUCAGAUCACACACAAAAAAUUUCACCUCUGUAUCUUCCAUCAAAUGAAGGCACAUUGAUACUUUCCACAGAAUUGUUGUAUGCAGACACAGCAAGUCUUUCUGGUCAUGCUUUGAAGACAAAUUUAGAUAACACAGGGUAUUCCCUAAUCAACCUGACCCCUUUGGUUAAGUAUGGUUUCUCAGAAAGCCAAUUCUGUGAAUUGCUUCCAAAACUAGUAAGACCCAAAGGUAUGUCUGAAUUAUGUGAACAAAAAAUUAUCCAAGAAUUCAAACACCCCAUAGAACCUAAUGAAGUGCACAAGAAAGUGGAGAGAACACUAUGUAUGAAGAUCGAGCUGCCAAGAGUAAUAAAUGCUGUUGUGAAUGCAGCAACAGAUACGGUCAAGGAUUUUGUUGAUGUUUUCACAGAAUUUGUAGCAAGUAUUGAUGUAGUCACAGUUAAGCGGGUGCAGACUCUCAUUACUUUCAGAGAGACUGGUGCACAACUUGGACAACAAAAUUUAUCUUUCUAUUUACAGCAUGAGCAGAAGGAUUCUAAUGAGCGACUGUGCUUGUACCUUGAUUCCAACAUUGAUCCAGAUAGUGGUGUUGAUGACAUUGUUAGAGCACUUUCCAAGAAGCUAAUUAAAAUCAUUAAACACCUUGACCCGAAAGUGAAUGAUUUUUCUUCCUCAGAGAUGGCCAGGAUCUUUACUUCGCUUUUGAGGCUUCAAAAUCCUGCUCAAUUGCACAGUGUUCUCAAGCAAGAGGUUAUUCCAUACACUGCCACAGAUAGUGAAAUUCGAAUCAAAAAACUUUCUGUCGAACUUGGCAAGGAAAUUCCAACAGAGUGGCACCAUCGACUAGACCAAGCUAUUGACAAUGUGUUUCAUCCUGGAGAGCUUGUCGGCUAUGAAGAUAGUGACGAUCACAUCAUAUUUGCACGAAUAAUGCACCCUCUACUUCCUAAAGAAGGAAAUCUUGAUUCUGUACAUCGUAUGGACAUGAGAUACAGAAUCUACACAAGCCCAACGGAUGAUGAAGGAAUUGAAGUGGGAAUUCUUGAGCUGUACAAGUUUGUAAGGGGGCUGAAAUUUCCCAAAAAAGUUAACGAAGCUGAGAAAGAUACCGUAACGUUCGAAGGAGAAACUAAACAAACUCUAUUGCACACAAUUCUCCAAGAGAAAGAUUUGGAAGAAGUUAUCAGUGAUCUUAAAAAGCAAUUGGAUGAUAUUUGGAGGCUGUUAGAGGAGGAUCGGCGAAAGGCUAUCAAGCGUCUGUACCUCAAGUGGCAUCCAGACAAGAAUUCUGACAACCAAGAUUUUGCUGAAAAGGUAUUCAAAUUUCUCAAUUCUGAAAUUGAGGCGCGGAGUACUGGAAGGUUUCAUAGAGAUGAUCUUAAUGAGACUGCUAGAAGGCACAGAAACAAUUUCUUCAGAGAACACCACGCACACACACAGUACGAGUACUCCUCAUCCAGUAGCAAUGCACGUGGAGCAAGUGAUUCCUCAUUUUCGAGGGGUAGGGAAUUUGGAAGUUCUGGAUGGGGGACGUCACCACAGCACGAGUCUGAUCCAUUUGGUGAGGAGAAUGUACAACCUCAGCCUAAGCCUGAUGAAGGAAAACGUUGGCUCAAACAAGCUGAAGCUAAUUUUGAUUCGCUUCGGACACUGUUCGACAAUGCAAGAAACAAUUCUCAAUUGUGUGGAGAUGUAUGCUUUAAUGCUCACCAAGUAGCAGAGAAAGCUCUCAAAGGAGGCAAGUACUUUGUAUGUGGGUUAGACGAUAACGCUCUUACUACCCACAAUAUCAGCACUCAUGCACAUGGGCUACAGUCUGAACGUCCUGGAGAGACGCAUGGAUUAGUCAAUCACACAACUCCCUUGGAGAGCUACUACCUUAAACCAAGAUACCCCAAUCGCUGGCCAUCCGGCAUUGUGCCAGCUGAUAUGUACAACUAUGAGCAGGCCAAGCAAGCCAAGGAUCAUGCCGAGGCUAUACUGAGAAUUAUCAAGAACAUUAUAGAUUGAGUGUAGAGAAUCAGCUAGAGGAUUAUAGUAUAAUUAUUUUAGCAUAACUUAAUUAUAUAUAUAAUUAUAUACCUAGAUCUACGGCCAUGCAUUACAGUGACUGCAAGUAUAUAGUUUAUCCAUAAUUAUGUAAAUAUUAAUGGGCCCAGUGGGAAAAGGUGAUAUGCUUUAGAGAUAGUACCAUAGCUGUACUCUUUGAUACAACUACAAGCGCUGCAUGUGCCAAAAAAAUUGUGUCACAAGCGCUAAUUUAAUUAUGCAUUCCAACAAUAAACAUGGAAUGGGUUAGUUACGAACACGUGCUUGGCGCUCAUUACUUUAAACCCCCCUGAUCAGUGUACAUGCAUGUAUACUCUAGAUCUAUAUAUGAAUUGGAUUCUCGGGUAAGAUAUAAUUGUAUCACCAUUAAUUUUAAUAACAAUCAUAACUUAAGUCACAACUGCAUGUAUCACCAUGCACUGACAUAAAUUGGGUUCUGUCAUGCUAAAAAUCAAUAAUGGUCGCAUGCAAUCAAUUAAGCCUUUAACUGCAAUUUGUUCACAACUUACAUUAAUUAUAGUUCAUACAGUCAUAUUACUUAUUUCCACCGAGCCCUCUAGAUUAGUAAGGGCAAAUGAUUAUUUACACCAUCAUAGCUGGUACAGCUCCCUGCCCCACCCACUGAGUCCCAUGUCUCAUGGAAUGAUGACAGAUCUGAUACACAACCCAUGCAAUAUUGCCACCUAUAUACAACCCUGUCUGUAAAUGCUAACUUGUACUGCACUGCAUGGUGAGUCUGAUAAGUAAUAAUUAUGUUGUUGAGAACUUUAGUAUAGCGAGUGCAUUUAGCAGAAUUAAGAAAUGUUUGUUUCCCCAGUUAAGGAAAAUUUUCCAGCAGCAUACAUUACAGUACAACUACCGCCCCCAGAGCCAAGGGCUCCACUGCUUUCUAUGUCUGUAUUGUCAUGAUUCGCACUCUAGCAUGCAUAAAUAUGUUGCCAGAGUGAGUGCUAUAAUGAUACGGACAAUUUGGCCAUUUUGAACCGAAUUGAAUUGGCGGUUGAAAACUCGCCGAAUCCCCAAAUUACUGCAUGUACAUAAUAAUUAUAAUCUUCUUGGUUAUUGAUACGCUUUCUCUCCCUCAUGCUGGUCUGUCUGCUGAGUCGUAUCCAGUAACCGCAUUGUGUGUCAAGAGGUGGAGCCCGUCACUACUACCUGCAGCCACAUUAACAUUUGUAAGAUGUAUCUGCAUUGUUCCCGAGGUGGAUCCAAUGUGUAGUACAGGUGUUGGUUACAUAAAUGCUCUGAGAGUGAGGUGCAAUAAUCUGGAGAAUGGCUGCAAAUGGGACGGAGGAGUGUUAGGCACGCUAAGUAUGCAUUUAAACACAUGCGACUACGCUCUAACAGAUUGUGACAACGUAUGUACAAAGAACGGCAGUAGGGUAAAACUUUAUAGAAAGGAUAAACAAGACCACCUCACUAACCACUGCCCGAGACGCCAGUACCGGUGUCCACACUGCGAGGAAAUGGGGGAACACCAGGAGAGGACCAGCACCCACCUCAAGACUUGCCAACAAUUUAGUGUGCCCUGCCCCAAUGCCGGAAUUUACAAGUGUAGAGCUAGUAUUCCACGUUAUCAAGUCCUCGCCCAUAGAUCCACCUGCCAGUAUGAGUGUGUGCCCUGUAAGUACGCUGAGGUUGGGUGUAAAGAGAAACCUCAACGCAAAGACCUCAGGAAACACGAGGAAAACGAUCAGCUUCACCUGAGAGCCACAAUUGCCAAAGUUCUGGAGUUGACACAGCAACUAAAUGAAAAUGUGGAGCAAUUAACAUUUAGAAUGGAUGAUUUCCCACAGCACAAAAAUGGCAGAACUACAUUCUAUAGUGGUUUACUCUGCACAUCUCACAAAGGAUAUAAAUUUCUGAUUCGUGUUCAUGCAGGUGGAUUUGGCUCUGGAGAAGGCACCCACAUUUCCAUCUACGCCUGCCUAAUGAAAGGAGAUCACGACGAUGCCCUUGUAUGGCCAUUUCUAGGAAAAGUCACUUUCGAGUUGCUUAAUCAGAUGGAAGACAAGAACCAUCACAAAGCAAAUAUACAAUUCCUUAACAAUGAGUCAAGUCAGAGAGUGGUGGAAACUAAAUGGGGUGAUAUUGGAUGGGGCAAAGCAAAGUUCAUUGCACACGCAGACCUCAUAUACAAUCCCGACAAGAAUUAUCAGUACCUGAAAGACGAUGCUGUAAUAUUUCGAGUUUCAGUGUUACCACCAAACUACAAGCCAUGGCUACAGUGUAACCAUGCGUGAGUAACACAAAACAAUGACUAUGGUGUUGUUUAAUUUGUUUGUUGUUAAUUUAAAUGUACAUACGCUUAAUAGUCUAUAUGCAAUGUAACAGUG